UCACUUCCAAGAAAAGUCUUCUUUCAUUCUUUGAUUUGUUCAACAUUUCAUACCUCUUUUCAUUUCAUCUAAAUAGGAUUCAAUUCAAGAUUUUGUUGUUGUUUUCAGAAUUCAAUCAUUAGAAUAUGGCAGUUUCCCCUGAAUCUUUCCAGCCAAGAAAACGUCGGCCGUCGGCGGACUGUUUCGUGGCUCCGAACCUCUCUGAUCGCAAUCUCCUUAAAUCCCUUCUUCUCUUAUCAUCGGAAAUCUCUACUCUACAACCUCUCUUAUUUAUCCUCAAGAGAAAUACAUAUUCCAUCAUCAGGAAAUCCAAGCUUUUAUCAAUAUUAUUCGAGGAACUACUCGGCAGAGAUUUUAAAUGUUCAGAUGAUCCCACUACAUCACAACAACCUAUAACUGGCUUUCCUCCUUCCGCAGUUUUAUGCUUCGACGAACUGUACAUAGUUUUACAGCGAAUGAAGACUUUGCUUGAAGAUUGCCGUAAUUGUAGUAAGAUGUGGCUACUUAUGCAGAUUGAUGUGUUCUCCAAUAUUUUCCAUGAAUUAACUCUUGAAUUGUCCACUCUAUUGGAUAUUCUUCCUUCUAAAAAGCUCAAGUUAAACGACGAUGUUCAGGAAUUGCUGAUUCUCAUCACGAAGCAGAGCUCGGACAAAUUAGCUUAUGUCGAUCCCAAGGAUCGAGAUUUACGAUCUCAAGUUGUCGAAAUGCUCGAUAGAAUUGAAAGAGAAAUCGUCCCUGAUCAGUGUAAAUUAGCCGAAAUUUUUGAUAAAUUAACUUUGCGUGAUUGUACAAGCUGCAGGGAUGAAAUUGAGUUAUUGGAAGAGGAAAUUCAAAGUCAAACAGAUGAGAAAGCAAAAUCAGAUAUCAUCGCGUUGAUCGGCUUUGUUCGAUAUGCUAAAUGUGUGUUGUACGGCGGUUCAACCCCGAGAACAAAUUCCCGGCGGAGACGGGCGGCGGCAGCGGCGGCGGAUGUCAAUGUUCCGGCUGAUUUCAGAUGUCCUAUUUCUCUCGACUUGAUGAGAGAUCCUGUGGUGGUUUCCACGGGACAAACAUACGACCGCAGUUCAAUAACCCUUUGGUUCGAAUCGGGUCAUACCACGUGUCCCAAAACGGGUCAAACUCUGACCCACACGAACCUCAUACCAAAUUCAGCGUUGAAGAAUUUGAUAGCUAUGUGGUGCAGAGAGCAGAAAAUACCCUUUGAGUCAACGGAGUUGAGCGUUAAAUCUAACGGUGUUGUUACCAACAAAACGGCAUUGGAAGCCACGAGAAUGACGGUGUCGUUUUUGGUUAACAAGUUGAAGGCUUCCCAAGUUGUAGAAUCAGCCAACCGACUUGUUCAUGAGCUUAGAGUCUUAGCCAAGACGGACUCGGAUAGCCGAGCCUGCAUUGCUGAAGCUGCAGCUUUGCCGUUAAUGGUUAAGCUCUUAGGUUCUGAGCAUCCUAGUCUACAAGUUAACGCAGUUACAACUAUUCUCAAUCUAUCUAUUCUUGAGGCAAACAAAACAAGGAUAAUGGAAACGGACGGAGUUUUAAACGGAGUUAUUGAAGUGUUACGGUCUGGUGCCACAUGGGAGGCAAAGGGGAAUGCGGCAGCAACCAUUUUUAGCUUGUCGGGUGUACCUGCUUACAAGAAGAGGUUAGCUCGGAAGACACGUGUCGUGAAUGGAUUGAUGGAUUUGGCACGUGAGGGGCCAAUGAAUUCGAAGAGGGAUGCCUUGGUAGCUAUUUUGAAUUUGGCGGGAGAUAGGGAGGCAGUUGGAAAGUUGAUUGAAGGUGGGGUGGUGGAAAUGGUAGCGGAGAUUAUGGAUGGACUACCUGAAGAGGCGGUGACAAUUCUCGAAGUGGUGGUGAAGAAGGGUGGAUUUGUGGCCGUUGCAGCCGCAUAUCCAUUGAUAAAAAAGCUUGCGAUAGUAUUAAGGGAUGGAACAGAUAGAGCUAGAGAGAGCGCUGCAGCAACGCUAGUGAACAUGUGUCGCAAAGGGGGAUCGGAGAUGGUGGCGGAAUUGGCAGCAGUUCAAGGGAUUGAGAGGGUGAUUUGGGAAAUAAUGGGAAUGGGAACAGGGAGGGCAAGAAGAAAAGCAGCAACAUUGUUGAGGGUUCUAAGGAGAUGGGCUGCUGGAUUGGAUGCAGAAGUGGCAUCAGGGGCUUAUUCAGAUGUGAAUACAAAUACUUCCAGAAUAGUAUUGCCAGGUUAAUUUUUUCUUUGUUCAGAAUAUGGAAAAAGUUGGUUCUUUUGUUUAUUUGCUUACACAAACAAACUGUAACAUUUGAGUCCACGUCCUUUGUGAAUUGUACAAUUGUUUAUACCUUUUCCAAGUUGAAGAAAAUA
Molecule: messenger RNA, 2332 nt
Organism: Solanum dulcamara
Lineage: Eukaryota; Viridiplantae; Streptophyta; Magnoliopsida; Solanales; Solanaceae
Product: U-box domain-containing protein 16
Exons: 1
Coding region: 126-2198 (690 amino acids)
Biological process (GO): protein ubiquitination
Cellular component (GO): nucleus; cytoplasm
Molecular function (GO): ubiquitin-protein transferase activity; protein binding
Source: RefSeq, a predicted model, not a curated record